Solanum stenotomum is the source of this 1002-nucleotide messenger RNA. RefSeq names its product B3 domain-containing protein At5g60140-like. The record is from RefSeq and is a predicted model, not a curated record. Gene Ontology annotation, molecular function: DNA binding. The coding region runs from base 1 to 1002 and encodes 333 amino acids. The transcript is spliced from 5 exons. Lineage: Eukaryota; Viridiplantae; Streptophyta; Magnoliopsida; Solanales; Solanaceae.
AUGGAAAAGGGUUUCUUCAAGAUUUUCAAUCCUGAAACCAGUGCAAAACGAAUGAAAAUUCCCACAGGUCAUACAAACUACAAGAAUGGAAAGUUACCUAGGAAUGUUUUUCUUAGGGAUCGGUUUAAUAAUAUAUGGCCUAUGGGAGUGACCAGAAUAGGAAGAGAUUUGUAUUUUCAAUAUGGAUGGGAGAAAUUUAUUGAGGACAACACUCUAGAGUUUGGAGACUUUAUAAUAUUUGAUUAUGAUGGAAAUGAAACAUUUGACUUCAAAUUACUUGGACUAACUGGAUGUGUAAAAGAAGGAGCUAAAUGUGAAAAGAAAGAGAAAGUGAAUGUUGAACAUCGAAAGCGUGUAGAGCUAAAAGAAAAGAAUAGGACUAGAGAUAAUAAUGAUAGUUCAUUUGAUGAUGAUAAUACUGAUAAUUACAUGAUAGAAGAAGAAGAUAACGAUAAAGUAGAGGUGGAAAAGGAAGAGAAAAAAGAUGAUGAUGAGGAGGGGGCGGAGAAAGAAAUUGAGGAGGAAGAGGAUGAAACUGAGGAGGAAGAAGAUGAAGAAGAGAAUGGAACGACUAACACAUUCAAGAAAAAGAGGUCAGGUUCAAAAGCCAUUACUUGCAAGGUCAGGAAUACGUUUGACCGAUAUGGUGCAGAUAUAUUCAAAAGUGGACGCGCAACUCAGCCAAAAAAUCCUUACUUUGUAGCAAAGAUACUACCAAAAAGGAGAAAUCAACUGUAUGUUCCAAUUGAUGUGGUGAGAGACUACAAACUUGAACUCCCUCCAAGUAUGACUAUUCGCGACUCUGCUGGCAGAGAAUUUGAGACAAGAGUCAAUAAUUGGAAAGACGGCAGAAUAUGGCUGAUGGGCGGAUGGCGCAGUAUAUGUAGGUGGAACCUAGUGGAGGAAAAUGACAAGUGUAUCUGUGAAUUUGUGAGAGGAAAAUGUGGUAAAAUCUUGUUCUUACAAGUUCAAGUUCUCCGUGAAGGAUCAAAUUUACCAUAG